Messenger RNA from Falco peregrinus (peregrine falcon), 1482 nucleotides. It is a transcript of the gene ENDOV, whose product is annotated as endonuclease V. Gene Ontology annotation, cellular component: cytoplasm; nucleolus. The transcript is spliced from 8 exons. The record is from RefSeq and is a predicted model, not a curated record. Gene Ontology annotation, biological process: DNA repair. Lineage: Eukaryota; Metazoa; Chordata; Aves; Falconiformes; Falconidae. The coding region runs from base 219 to 1175 and encodes 318 amino acids. Gene Ontology annotation, molecular function: RNA endonuclease activity producing 5'-phosphomonoesters, hydrolytic mechanism; single-stranded RNA binding.
GGGGCGGUGGCCAUGGCAACCGUGCGCGGGGGCGGCCCGCGCCUCCGGCCUGGGCCUGCUGCGGGAGGCCGCGGGGGUCCCCCGUCGCUUCCUCUGGGGAUCGGGCCCGCCGCGGCGGGGUCCCCUGCCCUUCCGCUACCGGGGCAGGCCCGGGGUGCCCUGCAGCCCCACGGCCCCCUUCACCCCGCGGUCCCCUACCCUGCCGCCCCACGGCCCUCAUGAGGCGACACGCACAGAGCAAGGGCAGUUGCAUCCCCCAGAGGCAGCAGAGGGGUUCCUCUGUCCCCACAAGCCCUGGGGUCGGUUGGGAAGAGCCCCCCGGUCUUCCGCCCCCGCGGUUGGGGCCAUGGGGGCAGGGAUGGUGCCAGGCCGCGGUGCUGGGCCUGGAGCUGGGGAGGACGGGCACCCUCCUCACGGUGGCUCUGUGGUCUUUCACUAGAGAGCAGGCACGGUUGAAAACCAGCGUGGUAGAGGAGGACACUGAGGAGUGGCAAAAGGAUUCACGUUUUACAGGACUGGAGAGAGUGGGAGGUGUGGACUUAUCUUAUAUCAAAGGAGAUGACACCAGCGCCUGCGCCUCCCUGGUGGUUCUCAGCUACCCAGCUCUUGAGGUGCUGUAUGAGGAUUGCCGGAUGGUGGCUGUGAGCGCCCCAUACGUGGCAGGAUUCUUGGCUUUCCGAGAGGUCCCUUUCCUGGUAGAAGCUGUUCAGAGACUUCAGCAGGAGGAGCCCAAGCUCAGACCUCAGGUGGUACUUGUAGAUGGGAAUGGCCUGCUCCAUCCAAGAGGAUUUGGUGUGGCCUGUCACCUUGGAGUCCUGACAGAUCUACCGUGCAUUGGAGUGGCCAAGAACCUCCUGCAUGUGGAUGGCGUGGUCAGGGAUGAGCUGCACAGAGAGCAGAUUCGUUCCCUGCAGAGGGGAGGAGAUACAUUCCCACUGACAGGCACAUCAGGGAGAGUCCUGGGCAUGGUCCUGCGUAGCUACAACAGCUCUAAGCCGCUUUAUAUCUCUGUGGGUCACAAGGUGUGCCUGGAGACAGCUGUGCGCCUGGUCAAGUCCUGCUGCAGGUACCGGAUCCCAGAGCCCAUCCGUCAGGCUGAUAUUAGAUCAAGGGAGUAUAUUCGGAAGCAGCUGUGUUCACCGCUGGAGGUCGUAUCUUCUGGGCCCGAGAGGUAGAAAAAAAGAAGCUGAAUUGGAUGAUUAGUCUGAUGCCAGAAGAAGGUGCAGGGCUCCUUUUCACUGGAUCCUCUCCUUCACCGAGACUGUGGAUCUGUCGAAUGCAACAGCCAAGUGCCCCCCCCAGGGGAGAGUAGUGCAAGGCCGUGUCAGUCAGGACAGCACCAGCCACUGUGCGUAGUUCUGGUGGGCUGGCAGAGCAGCUUCUGUUCAAGGAUAAUGUUUGGAGUUUACUUCUCAGGGCUGAUUUUUGAAUGUUGUAAAAAUGUUUGUGUAAGCAAAGAUGUACUUUUAAGUUUGCCGUGAC